This is a messenger RNA of Acomys russatus (golden spiny mouse), 741 nucleotides long. RefSeq names its product protein phosphatase 1 regulatory subunit 17 (gene Ppp1r17). NCBI's taxonomy places the organism in Eukaryota, Metazoa, Chordata, Mammalia, Rodentia, Muridae. The record is from RefSeq and is a predicted model, not a curated record. The transcript is spliced from 4 exons. The coding region runs from base 2 to 481 and encodes 159 amino acids. Gene Ontology annotation, molecular function: protein phosphatase inhibitor activity. Gene Ontology annotation, biological process: regulation of phosphatase activity.
AAUGUCCACUGAGAUGAUGACCACUGAGCCAGUACAGCCUCUGGAGCUUUCCGAAGACAUACUGGGCAAGCUGGAUCCUCACUGCAGUCAUGCAGAUGAGCUUUCAGACCAGUUCAUUAACGACUGUGAGCUCAAAAAGAAGCCAAGGAAGGGGAAGAACGCACAGCCCACUCCGAAUGUUGAGUCAGACCAGAAGAAACCCAGAAGGAAAGACACACCGGCACUGCACAUCCCACCUUUCAUACCAGGUGUGAUUUCGGAACACUUGAUUAAAAGAUAUGACGUUCAAGAGAGAGUUCCAAAGGGCAAAACAGGCCCAGCUCUUCAUAACGCCGACACGGAACAGAAAAGGCCAAGGAGAAAAGACACACCUGCCCUGCAUGUGCCUCCCUUUGUCGCAGGUUUGACUCUGCUUGGAGAUGAGAGCCCCAGAGUGAUUAUGGAAGAAGAAGAAAUGGAUGGUGACAAGAUAGCUAUUUAAAGAUGGCUCCCCCGAGAUUGUGUGUAAAUAGGUUAGAUUGGUCCCCUAUGGUGACCUAGAGGGAAAAAAUAGAUUUGUCUCUGUUCUCAUUGUGUCCUAGUCUGACUCUAAGAGCUAGACUCCUCCUUCCCAGGAGACCUACUAGUCAGAUUGCCGGUCACCUCCUUGUCUUUCCUCUUAAGUUGCUUUUCAGCCCCACUUCUCAAUCUUUCGUUUUUCUGUGCAGUGAAAAGGAAAGUGAUUUUUGUCCAAAAAAAAAA